UGUGAGAUAAGUCGUUAUACAGUUGUGUGCAUACUCGUUUAAUAUGGAGUGAUUGCGAGUUGCAAAUUAUUGCGAAUUUGAACAAGGAAAGAGAGGAAAUUGAAUUAGUUGAAUUGAACGAGUUAACUGUGACCAAUGAAUCAAACCAAACCACACAAUAAAAAAUCACAAACCAUUCACCAAUUCUAUUUCGGAGCAUCAUUUGACUUGAGUAUCUUACAUAAAUCAAUUUCGCCUUGCAUUAAAACCACAAGUUGUCGGAGUUCUCAUUAAAAUAAGUGUCAUUCGCUGGUUGGAAUUGCAAUUUGCAACUUUUUCUGCAUGUAAAGUUGACUUUCAUACUUAUUGAAGAAAGUUAGGUCGAAAAUCUGCACUAUCUACGAUGGACAUUGUAGUGGAAUCUCCGGAGCAUGAAGAAGGCAAACUCCAUCGUCUUUUGGAGGGACCGGUACAAACCUUCCCCGGAAAUGCUUCUCUGGCUCAAUAUUUCCAAGCUGGGUUUGGCGACUCGCAACGAAUCGCUCCCUUCCAGACUGCAUUGUUUGAUGAUGAAAAGAUCCACAAUUUCAAACACUUGGAUGAAGUGUCGGCCCGAAUGGCGGAGGUUAUCCGAAAAAUUAUACACGUUAACUAUCGAAAUAUGAAUCCGGAUCAGGAUAUUGUAAUUGGAGUGUGCAUACCACCUUCGGACAAAUUGGUUUUUACGUUGUUUGCCAUCAUGAAAUUGGGAGCUGCCUACUUGCCUUACGAAGUAUCUUUCCCGGAGGAGAGAGUCAUAAAAAUAACCAGGGACGCUCGCCCCGUUUUGAUAAUCUCCGAUCAUCACACCAAUGUUCUGUCAAAGUUUGAUGCCGUGAAAGACCUCACUAAAGUGACGAAUACGGCAGACCUCAUUAAAAUGGCGGACGAGAUAGAAAUCUCAGUGGAUGAUCUUCGGCGUACUCCUCCAAUGAUUUCGUCUCAAUCAAUGGCAGAAAGGACGGCAAUUGUCCUUUAUACUUCGGGAAGUUCUGGUGAACCGAAAGGGGUCCGUUUGAGUAACAGGGCCAUCAUGAAUCGGCUUCAAUGGCAGUGGCAAAAUUUUCCCUUUGUUCCGGAAGAUAGAUGCGUUUUUAAAACGUCGUUGACUUUUGUCGACUCUGUGGCGGAGAUAUUUGGACCUCUCCUUCAAGGAAGUCCGCUCACAAUUCUUUCAAAAACCACAACCACACAGCCAAAUAUUUUCAUACAAAAACUUGACCAAUACAAAAUCACUCGACUCGUCCUUGUACCUUCUUUACUUCGAGCAAUGUUUCAAACCAUCAAACUCAUCGGUGAAGAUGCCAGAGUGAUGUUGGAGUCGGUAAAAUUGUGGGUUUGUUCUGGCGAGACGAUGACAAAAGAUUUGGUCAUGGAGUUCUUUGAAUACUUUCCACAAGGAUAUACAAUCUGCAAUUUUUAUGGAUCGACCGAAAUCAUGGGAGAUGUGACAUACGUCUCAUUUUCGUCUAAGCAAGAAGUUUUCGAAAGAACUUUCGAACAACACAUCCCAAUCGGGGAACCAAUCAAUAACACGGUCAUCUACAUUUUGAACAAUCAACUUGACAUGACUCCAAUGGAAGAAAUUGGCGAAAUUUAUGUCGGAGGCUACAAUUUGGCCAAAGGCUACGUCGGACAACCAGAAGACUCGAGAUUCAUAACGAAUCCAUUUUGCAAAACGAACGGAUUCAGCCGCCUCUAUAAAACUGGAGAUUUCGGUAAAAUUACUGAAACUCAAGGCAAAAUUCGCACCUUGGCGUAUGAAGGGCGAGUAGAUUCCCAGCUUAAGGUCAGAGGCCAGCGAGUCGACCUGACAGAAAUCGAAAUGGUCAUGAGUGGCAUUCAUUUGGUUUCAAAAGCGAAGGUUCUGUGUUAUCAUCCCGGACUUGAGGAUCAGACAAUCGUUGCUUUCCUCGUGCCUGCAAGUGGCACGCAUAUGGAUAGAAUAAAAACCAUGGUUGAUACCCGUCUUCGAGAUUAUGAGCGUCCUGUUCUUCGUGUGAUUGAUGAUGUUCCACUUCUCGUUAAUGGGAAAACAGACAGGCAGAGAUUACUCAAAAUGUAUGAACAAGAUUUGGAAAACAGAACGACAUUCGUAGAAUGGAACACUUUAGAUUUCACAGAGCCCAAGAGUGAAGUUGCAAAAGUCGUGUUGACCACGAUGGCUGAAAUCACUGGAACCGCGGUGGAGACGAUCGCUGAAAAUCUAAACAAUUCCUACUACAAUGUCGGCGGAUCCUCUCUCAACUCAAUUCAGGUCAUUGUAAAGCUUCGAGAGAGAAAGUGCUAUGUCACAAUUCCAGAUUUCUUGAACUCGAGAACAAUCCGAGACAUUGUUGACAGCGCCUACUUAAUUACGGAGGAUGAUGACGACGCCGACGAAGACAUGGCUUUGACCGUUUUCGAGCAAGGAAAGAAAACAUACACGAUCAGUUAUUUGACGGAUGAUGAUCAUGAUGAAACCCUGAAUAUCAUAGCCUACAGCUUCUCGCAUCAUGGUGACCUCGAAAAAUACACGGAUGCCACAUAUGAAGAGUUUCAGACACUCAUUAACUCCGUGUGGGACCCACUUGUGGAGAAAGAAUUAUCCUUCAUUAUUCGACGCAAAAACGACAAAAAAGCUGUCGCUGUCGCCUUAAAUUUCGAUGUGUAUGACGAACCUUCAGAAAUUGAAGCCAGCAAAGGAAUCGGAUAUGUCCUUGAAAUGCUGGAAUUUAUUGAGAGCCGACAACGCGAAAAGCUUCCAAAGGGAAAAGGGAAAUUAGUCCACAGUUUCAUGAUGGGAACCUCCGAAGACAUUGACGAGUCUGAGAACGUUUUUGUCAUUCAGUUCAUGGAAGAGCGAGUCAUACAAAUGGCCGAAGAGAAGAAAUUCUUUGGAGUGAUGACCACUAAUACGAAUGCUUUAACACAGCAAAUAGCUCGUGACAUUCACGGAUAUGAAACUCUGUCCGAGUACCACGUGAACCGAUAUGUCGCCCCCGAUGGGACUAAACCCUUCAUGCUUGCACCAGACUCAUUUACGAUCAUUUGCUGUUGGAGGAAAGUGGGUCAUCACCAUUUGAACGCCGAGGACACAUUUUUCCACGAGGACACCAGCGAACCUGGUGCUGAUGGGGACACGAUCACUGCGGACGUUUCCGGCACCACCCUGGACAUUUAGUUCUUUGGAAAUGAUUUUUUUUGCCUCCGUAUGUAAAUCUCUUGUAUACAAUGAAAUUAGAAUUGACCAAAAUCGUGCUAUAUUGCUAUGCGUGUAAAGUAAUAAUAAAACAAGACGUUAUAGUACUACGUCUAAUUAAUA
Folsomia candida is the source of this 3322-nucleotide messenger RNA. Its product is annotated as linear gramicidin synthase subunit C. The record is from RefSeq and is a predicted model, not a curated record. The transcript has 16 exons. The coding region runs from base 383 to 3181 and encodes 932 amino acids. Lineage: Eukaryota; Metazoa; Arthropoda; Collembola; Entomobryomorpha; Isotomidae.